AUGGCCGUUGGUGUUAAGAAGCCGGCCGCCAAGGGCGCGGCGAAGAAGAAGGCCCUGGUCUUCACCAUCGACUGCGCCAAGCCGGUGGAGGAUAAGAUUAUGGACAUUUCUUCUUUUGAGAAAUUUUUGCUCGAUAAGAUUAAGGUGGACGGCAAGACCGGUGUGCUGGGUGACUCCAUUAAGGUGGCUAAGGAGAAGACCAAGGUGACCGUCACUGCGGAGACGCACCUCAGCAAGCGGUACCUUAAGUACCUCACGAAGAAGUACCUCAAGAAGCACAACGUGCGUGACUGGCUGCGCGUUAUUGCCUCUAACAAGGACAGGAACGUCUACGAGCUCCGAUACUUCAACAUUGCGGAUAACGAUGCUGAGGAGGAUGAGUAA
Volvox carteri f. nagariensis is the source of this 384-nucleotide messenger RNA. It is a transcript of the gene rpl22, whose product is annotated as component of cytosolic 80S ribosome and 60S large subunit. Bases 1 to 384 code for a protein of 127 amino acids. NCBI's taxonomy places the organism in Eukaryota, Viridiplantae, Chlorophyta, Chlorophyceae, Chlamydomonadales, Volvocaceae. Gene Ontology annotation, molecular function: RNA binding; structural constituent of ribosome. The transcript has a single exon. Gene Ontology annotation, cellular component: ribosome. The record is from RefSeq and is a predicted model, not a curated record. Gene Ontology annotation, biological process: cytoplasmic translation.